Molecule: messenger RNA, 3431 nt
Organism: Durusdinium trenchii
Lineage: Eukaryota; Dinophyceae; Suessiales; Symbiodiniaceae
Source: the annotation of a GenBank genome assembly
AAACGCUUAAGCAAGAGGAACAAGCGGAACACCCGUGUUCCUGAGUGUUGCUGAGAAGCUCGGUGCGCCUGGGCUCUCGUUGCUGCUGUUUGAUGCCUGCGUAGUUCAUCCCAGUUCAUCCCUACAUGCAGCAUCUCGUGGGUUUCCUCGCGGCUGCUGGUGCCUGUGCUUUGUUGGGCGCCUGGUGGCUUUGGACGGAGGUGCCUCAUGCAGACUAUGUUUUGUUGUCGGAGGAUGAGCGCCUGGCCCGCUUCAACGAACGUUGCUUUGCAGAGGUCACAGUCGGCUUUCCCGAAGAAGAGGAGGAGAUGCCCUCCGAGUGGGCCAUGCACAGCGCAGUGGUUGCUUUGCUUCACGGAGAAGUGAGCCCUGCGGAGCGGUGGCUGGAUGACCCACAUCCACCUGCCAGCUGGGACUGUCGCCCAGCUGAUCUACCACGACACUGGCGGAUCAAUCAGCGAAUGCAUUUCCAAGCCGUGGCCGCAGAUGGCACGUUGCUUGAGAGGUCCUUCGACCCCGACUUGGAUCCCUCCGCGCACGAUGACGAGGAGCCAUGGGCACAGCACAGUUGCGCGGCUCAGCAGCUGACGUCGGAAGGCUUCAAGCAGGCAGUGCUGAAUGGCCGGCACUUGGCAGCCCGCUAUGAGCAGGUCUUGAGCUCUGCAAGCCUCGAGGUCUUGAGCGUGGACAGCAAGCCAUCGCGCACCGCGGUGGUGGGUACCUUGUUGCCCUUACUGCCAGACGUGGAAGGGACAGUCUCCAUCCACAUGGUCCCAAUGGCCCCAGAAUUGGCUUCAGUGACAGCCACAGAUGAUUUGCUGGCCAGGUGGUGUCAUGUGGGCACCCUCCCUUGCACUCGUGAUGCUUGCAUGACCCCGGCGGCUGCCACUGAAGCCAUCCAACGAGCAGACUCAGAGAUUUGCAAAGACUCCGGCGAGUCUUUGGGAUGGUUACAGCUGGCCAGGAAGAAUAGGCACUUUGCGCUCGUGAGCCUGGAUGUGGUCCGGCUCACGCGACUGAUGGCACGCCUGGGCCUCACCUGCCGAGAAGUGACCCGAGAGACUCCGCUGCAGCGUCCAGCCCGUGGCUCCAUGCUGCAGAUGGAGCGCUGGGCCAGGCAUGAAGAGGUCCGCUGGCGAAUCCUUUGGAAUGGCCUGGACGUGAGCGUGCUGGUGUGCGGGGAUGUUGGAGAUCCGUCCAGUCCAAGGGGAUGUGAGGAAUCGUUGAUUCUGCGGAUGCUCGAUGCCAAUCGGACAGGCGCUUGGGGAGCUGUGCGAGGAGCUGAUCCGAGCGGCGGAUCCCCGCCACGAGGAACAGUCACUGAACCUGAAGGCACAGGGCAAGGACACCAAGGACAGGGCGAUUCGAGGGAUGAUCUGGAUCCAACUGGCGCAACGGAGGAGGUCUCCUACCAACGCCGCGGGGACCGUGAACGUGCACGGGCAGCAGAGUAUUUGAGGGAGCAAGCUGUCGAGGAGGAACGCCAGCGUGAGGUGGAGCGAACCCGCGAGCGCGAAGCCCUCGAGUUCAAGCGCUGGCCAAGUGUGUCCGCAAAGGAGGUCGUGGUGCCAGCGCAAGAGAAGGCGGCCUCAGAUUCAGAGGAUGAAGAGGACGAGGUCUCACGUGCCCACCGCGAAAGCACCCAACGACGCCUUCGUGAGCUGGGCCAGCCUGCCACCUUCUUUGCCGAGACGGAUGCUGAACGCUGGGACAGGCUGCAGAGAUGCGAACUGAAUCGUGACCAGGAUGUCUUGGCGGAUGGCUCCACAAACGUCAUGCAAAUUCUGGACCGACGCCAGCAGCGUGAGCGAGAGGCUGCUGGUGGCAUCCGUGGUACUGACAUUGUGGAUGCCGAGGACGCCGAAUUCGCCGCGCUGGAAGGGACCGUCUCGCGCCACGAGCCCAUCGAACAGGAUAGCGCAUCUGAAGAAGAAGGAGGCCCACGGCUGGCCGCAGUGCUUGGGAAGGACACGGAGCGUGACAAAGAGGCAGAGGAGGCCCAGAAGAAGUUGGAUGAAGCCUCACAUGAGGUGACAUCGUGGAUCCGUAGCAUGUUGCCGCUUUUGGCGGCCUCAGUUCAUCUCAGUUCACAACAAGAAUCGGGUGGUCUUGGCAGAGCAUACGGAGGGCCCUUGGGGCUGUCCGCGAAAAAGACAGGCUACCGCCUGCAGCUGCUGACCCGGGACCACGUGCAGGGAAGAACAGCAGCGGUUGGAAUUGUGUAUGCGGCCAUGUGUAGUGUGAGUAGUGUGAGCCAAGAAUGACGGCAAGGGCGGCGAUGGGAAGCUGGGAAAGGCCGGCUCCGGGACGCGCAAUGCAGGCCCACAAGACAAUGCAUAAGGCCCUGCGGCGGUGUGCAGCUGACCUUUGAAUCGCGAGCUCAGAAGCAAUGUGGUGCAACAACAGGAAUGCAGCAGGGUACCAGAAAUAUGGGACUCAAUAAGGCCUCGUGACUCGUGUUGAGCAAUGGCAGUGGCACCUUUUCUGUGCAGCCGUUGUAGUCACUAUAGUGUUGAACUGAGCAGCUGCUGCAGGUGUUUUUUGGCUGCUAAGCUAUGUUUGGGGAUCAGAGAGGGCACGUCAAGUGUCUUGGUAGUGUAAGUUCUGUUGUGACACCUGUUUGAGUAACGUUGGAGCUGUAAGCAAGGUUGAAGGGGCAAAGAGAAAAAGACUCUGUCCGUGGGGAGAAGUGCAAGGCUUUGCCCAUGGGGACGCGUGAAGUAUAUGUACAGAAGAAAUGCUAGAGCAGCGGCGACGUACCCGCAGGAAGAGGGCUGUGCCCAUAUAAAGACUGCUGGCCGCAAUAGCCUCUCACACGUGGGGCAGGAGGUUCUUAACAUCUGCCAAUUUGCGCCUGACUCACAUUGCAGACCCUUCUCGGUUGUGCAACUUCAGCAAGCCCUACAUAGACGUGAGGGAAUACUUUAAAAAGACAAACAAAAACCAGAGUCCCUCCUUGAGUAUGCAAAUUAAUCGUUCGGUGAUCAUUUAUAAGAUUUUAUAAGCAGAUCACAGAGGUGUGCCCCUCAAACAUUUGGAACAAAUAAUCAAGGUUCCUUCACAGCCAAGGGGCCUUGAUGCUGGACAGUGAUGGGAACUUUGAGUGAGGGGAAAGCUAUUGAUGUAUGUAACUACCAAUGAGUUUCUUAUAUAGAUCAUCGGAUCACGACAGGUCAAUGAAAGCAGACCUCAGACCUGGGGAUAGGUGCUGAAAAAAUCCGCGCAGCCGUGAGCAUUAUAUAUUGAAUAUUGACCAAAAAGUGGCUGACAUCUCAUGUAUUUUGGAUUGGAUCCCUGCAUAGGCUCCAUAAAUUGCAAAAUUGACCACGCCAGACCCCACUCAUCCUACGCACGCUUCCACGUGACUGAGUGCGGGUCGGCGGAUACAUCCUACGCAAAUAACGCACGCCUCCACAUAACUGAGUGGGGUC